Molecule: messenger RNA, 1872 nt
Organism: Auanema sp. JU1783
Lineage: Eukaryota; Metazoa; Nematoda; Chromadorea; Rhabditida; Rhabditidae
Source: the annotation of a GenBank genome assembly
AUGAUUUGGAAAAUAUUAAUUUGUACAAUUUUAUUGUUCGUUCCGUAUCCUACCUCAUCGUCAAGUGAUUGUAACCGGCGCGUUGUCGGUUACAUUACUUCAUGGGGUAAUAUUCCAUUUAGAGAUGAACAAGCUAACGUUUUGACACAUCUGGUUUAUGCAUUUUUCGUGAUGAAUGCAAAUGGUGAACUAAGCGUUGAAUCAGAGUCAGCGAAGAUCAGAUUAGGAGAAAUUCUGGGUGUUGCUAAGCGACACCCUCAUCUCAAAACAUUGUUCGCCAUUGGAGGAUGGGAAAACUCCCAGCAUUUUUCCCACAUCUGCUCAGACCACUCAAGAAGGGCUUCAUUCAUAGAUAACAUCAUAAGAACUAUCAAAGAAUACGGUUUUGAUGGGGUUGACUUAGAUUGGGAAUAUCCUGUUACCGGAGGAGCUGUGGAAGGAGUACCGGCUGACCGAAAAAAUUAUGUUCAUCUUGUCCGCGAGUUGAGAAAUCGUCUUCGUGAGUUAGAGGAUAAAGAAGGUCGUGAGGUUGGAUAUUUGAUAUCUUUUGCUGGAGCUGCGGGGCAUUGGGUAUUGAAGCCAGGCUUCGAUCUAAUUCAAUUGGUUAAAUAUGUUGACUUUGUCAAUAUUAUGUCUUACGACUAUUUCGGUGCUUGGCAAUCUAAAUGGGGAGCUUAUACAGGACCACCAGCACCUUUACACUUUGCAAUGCCCAAAAAGUUUUCCGGAAGAAUGAAUGUGCAUGCGACUAUGAAAUAUUACAGCUGCCAAUUGAAAGCUACUAAUAAGAUAAAUAUGGGAGUUCCUUUCUAUGGGAGGUAUUGGCACAAUGUAGGUGAUGCUGUUGACCCCAACGACGAUAUGUGGAGAACUGCUACACCAGUCGACGGGGAUGUGAAAUAUGAAGGUGGAGAUGUGAAAUGGAGAGAGUUGAGCUCUCGGUUCGAUGUAUCCAAUACCCGGUUUCACCAAGGCUCAAAAGCUCCAUUUAUUUGGGAUUCCACCAACAAAACUUUUCUGGGAUACGAGAAUAUGGAAAGCUUAGGACAUAAAGUUGAUUACUUGGUGGAGCACAAUUUAGGUGGUGUAAUGAUCUGGGCGAUUGACUUCGAUGAUGAUCAACUCACAUUACUGCAAGCCACAUCUUCGAAUGGGCUGUGUUCCAAACCUUCGAAUAGUGAUUUCAUCUAUAAGUGCAGUCCAAUCAAUGAACAGCGAUGGUGGACCUUUGACGAUGGCGAGGACGUGGCUGGUAUGUGUGGACGAUCUGCUCCACUAUAUGAUGGAUUCUAUCCAGUUUGUGAUCCUGAUGAUCCAGGACAUGCCUGUUGUGGAAAAUAUGGUUACUGCGGAAGCGGCCAGGAGUUCUGUUCUUGCCCCGAAUGUAUUGAUUAUGGUUCGGAUCCUAUGCUCAUCCUUCAAGAACCAGUGAAACCAACACAGAAGGAUAUAACGUGGUAUACCGCUGAUGCAGGGGAUGGGAAACGUGGACGAUGCGGACGAGAAGUUCCUCCACUGAAUGGCAAACCACCAACUUGUAAUCCUGAUGAUAUAACUGCUCAUUGUUGUAGCAACGGAGGCUACUGUGGAAGCAGCAAAGACCAUUGCGAAUGUGUCGGCUGUGUAGAUUUCGCGAAAGAACGUAAUUUUGAAUACAAACCUAUAGAGUGGUGGACAUUCAUCGAAAAUCCUGCAAAUGUCGGGAGGUGCGGACAUGAUGCCCCACGAUUGCCGUCUGGUAAAAUACCCAAAUGCGAUUCAAGUUCUCCUGCUCCUUGCUGUAGCCGAUCUGGUUAUUGUGGAAAUGGGGAAGAAUACUGCAACUGUCUUGGAUGCGUCGAUUUCAAAAAAGAUCCUAAAUACGAAUAUUAA